Molecule: messenger RNA, 696 nt
Organism: Solanum dulcamara
Lineage: Eukaryota; Viridiplantae; Streptophyta; Magnoliopsida; Solanales; Solanaceae
Product: phenylalanine ammonia-lyase-like
Exons: 4
Coding region: 1-696 (231 amino acids)
Molecular function (GO): ammonia-lyase activity
Source: RefSeq, a predicted model, not a curated record
AUGGAUAAACUACGUGCGAAAUUGAAGUCGAAAUCUCCAGUUCAACAUGCACCCAAAGAAGCAGACAAGAAGAUUGAAGAGGUUACAACACACCCUAAUCUCCCAAAGUUUAUGGAUUGUGGUGUUUUUCUGGCUAUUUUUGCUGAAUAUCUUACUGAUGGAAUUUCUAUUCCAAUUACUGCACUACAUGCCGAAUUCUUCCGUUCAAGAUAUGUCGCACUAUUGUGGAAUUAUGGUUGUCGAAAGUCCAAGAAUAGUUAUUUUGAAAUCUUGGAAGCAAUUACAAAGUUGAUCAACAACAACAUAACCCCUUGUUUGCCUCUAUGUGGCACGAUCACUGCCUCGGGUGAUCUUGUCCCAUUGUCCUACAUUGCUGGUUUGCUCACUGGUAGGCCUAAUUCCAAGGUUGUUGGACCCAAUGGUGAGAAACUUAAUGCUGAGGAAGCGUUCCGCGUUGCUGGAGUUAUAGGUGGAUUUUUUGAGUUGCAGCCUAAGAAAGGACUUGCACUUGUGAAUGGUACAACAGUUGAUUCUGGUAUGGCAUCAAUGGUCCUGUUUGAGUCCAAUAUUCUUGCUGUUAUGUCUGAAGUUUUGUCAGCGAUAUUCAUCUCGAUUCGCUUGAUGAAAAUCGAAUUUUGGGUGGAUUUUUUGUUCGCAGUUAUGCUCUGUUUUUUGAGUUUUUCUUUUUCUUCAUAA